Sphaeramia orbicularis (orbiculate cardinalfish) is the source of this 4255-nucleotide messenger RNA. RefSeq names its product mucin-5AC. The record is from RefSeq and is a predicted model, not a curated record. The transcript is spliced from 13 exons. NCBI's taxonomy places the organism in Eukaryota, Metazoa, Chordata, Actinopteri, Kurtiformes, Apogonidae. The coding region runs from base 1 to 3351 and encodes 1116 amino acids.
AUGACCACACCCUCCAACAACACCAGUAUGACCACACCCUCCAACAACACACCUAUGACCACACCCUCCAACAACACAAGUAUGACCACACCCUCCAACAACACCAGUAUGACCACACCCUUCAACAACACUAGUAUGACCACACAGUCCACCAACGCAAGUAUGACCACACCCUCCAACAACACUGGUAUGACCACACCCUCCAACAACACCAGUAUGACCACACCCUCCAACAACACAAGUAUGACCACACCCUCCAACAACACCAGUAUGACCACACCCUCCAACAACACCAGUAUGACCACACCGUUCACCAACGCAAGUAUGACCACACCCUCCAACAACACCAGUAUGACCACACCGUUCACCAACGCAAGUAUGACCACACCCUCCAACAACACCAGUAUGACCACACAGUCCACCAACCCAAAUAUGACCACACCCUCCAACAACACCAGUAUGACCACACAGUCCACCAACACAAGUAUGACCACACCCUCCAACAACACCAGUAUGACCACACAGUCCACCAACACAAGUAUGACCACACCCUCCAACAACACCAGUAUGACCACACAGUCCACCAACGCAAGUAUGACCCCACCCUCCAACAACACCAGUAUGACCACACACUCCACCAACACCAGUAUGACCACACAGUCCACCAACGCAAAUAUGACCACACCCUCCGACAACACCAGUAUGACCACACACUCCACCAACACCAGUUUGACCACACCCUCCAACAACACCAGUAUGACCACACAGUCCACCAACACAAAUAUGACCACACCCUCCAACAACACCAGUAUGACCACACAGUCCACCAACACAAAUAUGACCACACCCUCCAACAACACCAGUAUGACCACACCCUCCAACAACACCAGUAUGACCACACACUCCACCAACACCAGUAUGACCACACCCUCCAACAACACCAGUAUGACCUCGCAGUCCACCAACACAAAUAUGACCACACCCUCCAACAACACCAGUAUGACCACACCCUCCAACAACACCAGUAUGACCACACCGUCCACCAACACCAGUAUGACCACACCCUCCAACAACACCAGUAUGACCACACCGUCCACCAACGCAAGUAUGACCACACCCUCCAACAACACCAGUAUGACCACACACUCCACCAACACCAGUAUGACCACACAGUCCACCAACGCAAAUAUGACCACACCCUCCAACAACACCAGUAUGACCACACAGUCCACCAACACACGUAUGACCACACCCUCCAACAACACCAGUAUGACCACACAGUCCACCAACGCAAGUAUGACCACACCCUCCAACAACACCAGUAUGACUACACACUCCACCAACGCAAGUAUGACCACACCCUCCAACAACACAAGUAUGACCACACAUUCCAACAACACCAGUAUGACCACACAGUCCACCAACACAAGUAUGACCACACCCUCCAACAACACCAGUAUGACCACACCCUCCAACAACACACGUAUGACCACACCCUCCAACAACACAAGUAUGACCACACCCUCCAACAACACCAGUAUGACCACACAUUCCAACAACACCAGUAUGACCACACAGUCCACCAACACAAGUAUGACCACACCCUCCAACAACACCAGUAUGACCACACCCUCCAACAACACCAGUAUGACCACACCCUCCAACAACACCCAUAUGACCACACAGUCCACCAGCACAAUGACAACAACACAAACCACCAACCACCCAAUGGCAACCACACAAUCUGCCAGCAACACAACUCCAGUUGCAUCAACCCCACACUCCAGCAAGAACACAGCUCCAACUCAAGUGAGCACACAAACCAGCCACAGCACAACUAAAAGUGCAGUAACCCCAGAACACUCUACAACUGUACUAACAACAACUAACACUUCCCCUGAGACUCACACGAGCACUGCCGCAUCCUCAGCUACCACCACAAACACAACAGGUACAACAUCGGGACACCCAUCCUCUUCACCUACUACCACCACCACCUCCAGCUCUCUCCCUACAACCACAUCCCCUGGCACUAGCACCGUACCCCUCUCUGGACAUACCACCACCCCUAGUCCCUCAGCAACAACCUCAGGAGCAACUGGCACUACGGUAUUAACCACCAUGCCCACAAAACCCACUGAGCCUGUUACCACUUCAAACUCUACCGUCACCACCGUCAGCCCUUCUUUGACUACUACUGCUACUACCAAUACUGUCACCACCCUGCAAACAACAGAAAGCACAACCACAGCAGCUCCGCUCAACACUACUGUUGUUCCACCAAUAGUUUGUCCUUUCAACCCAUGCCCAUCUGAAAGCCUCUGUUUCCAAGGAACUUGUCAGUGUAUCUCUGGAACUUAUAUGCAGGAUGGCGUCUGUCAACAAGUCCAAGUGUUCCCAGGACAACUUCAUCUCACCUCCAGAAAUUUUUCAGAAGGAAUGGAAGACAGGACAUCGGAGAUUUUUAAGACUACAGCGGCUGAAAUUACUUCAGCGCUCAAAGUCGCUCUCCAAAAUACCCCUGGGUAUUUAAGAUCUGAUGUUGUGCAACUUCAACCAGGAAGUGUAAUAGCAUCUGUGAACAAUAACUUUCAAAACACCAAUGCCACUCAGGCCACUGUCGAUGAAAUAAUCCAAAAUGCAAUCAUAAACUCAACUGGAAUUCUGCAAGAUGGAACAUUUACAGGUACAAAUGUGUGUGAGAACACGCCGCGACCGUGUGAUCUCGCUAGCACAACAUGCUCAGUCCAAAAUGGCAUUGCUGUUUGUUCGUGCAAAGAGGGCUUCAUCCCAUUUGAUUCAGUGUACUCCAAUAAAAACAAAACCUGCAGAGCUUGUCCAAGCGGAGAGAGGGCAGUAGGAAACAAGUGUGAAACAUGUGCAUUUGGAUACAGUGGCUUCAACUGCAAUGACUCGGCUCUGCUGGCAGUGGUCGUCAUCUCCUGUGUACUGGGAGGAGUUCUGCUCUUACUGGUCCUGGCUUUGCUCAUAUACUGCUGCUGGAAAUGCUGCUCCAAGGACAAACCUGACUAUGAGAGCAGCCCAUACUCAUCAGGGGACUUGAAUCAGCCCUGGCCCACUGGUAUCACCCCCAUCCCACGGGCCUCCACCAACUUUGACUCAGGAGCCGCCAUAGAGAUGACAGAAGGGGGAAGCACAAAUAACCUGGUGGAUAAAAAGCAUCAAACCAACGGGCUGCUAAAGGAGAGUGGAUGGAGAAAGACAGGAUCCUAUGAUCUCAACCCAGACGACAUGAAGACCUUCAAAGGAAAAAAUACCUCCCGUUACUCCUAUCUGGUUCAAGGCCAUGAGAACCCAUACUUCCUACCUGGAGAUGACAAGAAAAGCUAAACAUCUGCAGGAGGUCAGGAUGAAACCCAUGUGGAUGUGAAAGGAUCAAAUGGAUCAAAAAGCAGUCACUGAUAUUCAAACUCUGGGACAACAGGUGCAUCUCCUGAGCAGGACCUGGUUAUUUAUUAAGAUAUUUUACCUACUUGGACUCAUGACAAAUCACAAAAGACUUUUCUCAACUGGGAAACAGCCACCAAAGAGAUUACUUCACAUGAGCAAGAACACUUUAGGAAUUUUUUUUUUGUUUGUUUGGUUUUUUUUGGAGACUGUGGUCAUCUUUGAAAUGAAGUAAAUGUUGCUGAUUAUGACCAGUAGAUGUCUCUGUAGCGCAGUCUAAUUUUUUAGGUACUUCAGACUUUUUAUACUGUAAACAAAUCAUUGUGUAGUCUUUUUAGUUGUGGUUCUUUUCCUGCUGAUUGCACUAAAUUGUGUGUUAUGUUUACCAAUGCUUUCCUCUGAAAUCAAAGAUAUUGAAUAUUGGCUUUCUGGGGCUGUCUGAUAUUUUUCUUAUACAAUAGGUACAAUUUUUUUUUAUUGAAAAAGAAAAAAACUUCAACGACUAAAGGGGCUGGAUCCCUGGUUUGGGGUAUUUUUUUUUUUUUAAGGGAUUUACAUUGUAGCACAAUGAAGGCGAAUACUUUAUAUCUAAUGAAAAUGCACUUGCAAAAUGUGCCUGUUUGAAAGGUCUGUUUGACAAAUAGGAAACAUUAUGCAAAGCUGGUGAUGCAGCCUAUCUCCAGGAUGUGCCAAUUAUCGCUUAUACACAUUUCUAUUGGAAACUCUUAUAUAUUUAUGCUUGUAUGUUUGAGAGAGUAUGUAAAAGUUUUGUAAAUAAUUGAAGACUUUCUGUCACGGAAUGUGAGUGUGUGCGUAUGCAACAGAAAUAAAUUAAUUUAAAGCAGCA